Messenger RNA from Malassezia japonica, 2241 nucleotides. It is a transcript of the gene STT3, whose product is annotated as dolichyl-diphosphooligosaccharide--protein glycotransferase. Gene Ontology annotation, molecular function: dolichyl-diphosphooligosaccharide-protein glycotransferase activity. Gene Ontology annotation, cellular component: membrane. The record is from RefSeq and is a predicted model, not a curated record. Bases 1 to 2241 code for a protein of 746 amino acids. Gene Ontology annotation, biological process: post-translational protein modification. NCBI's taxonomy places the organism in Eukaryota, Fungi, Basidiomycota, Malasseziomycetes, Malasseziales, Malasseziaceae. The transcript has a single exon.
AUGGGCGAGACACAGGACGGAGCUGUGCUCUCGCUGCACUCGAAGCAGACGCUUUUGUCGCUGCUGCGAACCGUUAUCCUGAUUCUGAUCGUGGGAGCGGCUGUCUCCUCGCGACUCUUUGCCGUGGUGCGGUACGAGUCGAUCAUUCACGAAUUCGACCCCUGGUUCAACUACCGGGCGACCAAGGUCCUGACCAAGGACGGCUACUACCGCUUCUGGAACUGGUUCGACCCUACUGCAUGGUACCCUCUGGGCCGUGCGGCGGGUGGUACCGUCUUCCCCGGCCUGAUGGUCACGAGCGGGACGCUGUACAACAUCCUGCACUUUUUCAACAUUCCGGUCAACAUCCGCGACAUUUGUGUGAUGCUUGCGCCGCUCUUUAGUGGGUUCACGGCGCUCGCUGCGUACGCGUUCACGGCGACGAUGAAGGACGAGUCGGCGGGCCUCCUCGCGGCGCUCUUUGUCGGCAUCGCCCCGGGCUACAUCUCGCGCUCGGUCGCGGGCUCGUACGACAACGAGGCGAUCGCCAUCUUCCUCCUGCUCUUUACGUUCUAUCUGUGGAUCCGUGCGGUAAAGGACGGCAGCGUGCUCUACGGUGUGCUCACGGCCCUCUUUUACUUCUACAUGGUCGCCGCCUGGGGCGGCUACGUCUUUAUCACGAACAUGAUCCCGCUGCACGCGUUUGUGCUGGUGCUGAUGGGGCGCUUUAGCGGGCGCCUGUAUGCCGCCUACUCGUCGUUCUACACGAUCGGCACGCUGGCGAGUAUGCAGAUUCCGUUUGUCGGCUUCCAGCCGGUGCGUACUUCGGAGCACAUGGCGGCGCUCGGCGUGUUUGGCCUGCUGCAGCUCAUCGCGCUCACGGAGCUCGUGCGCUCGUACGUCAGCUCGAACCAGUUCAAGAUGCUCGUGCGCUCGUUUGUCGCGAUCGUGGCCCUCCUCUCGUUUGGCGCGCUCGUCGCGCUGACCUACGGCGGCUACAUUGCGCCGUGGACCGGCCGCUUCUACUCGCUGUGGGACACGGGCUACGCAAAGAAGCACAUUCCGAUCAUUGCUUCCGUGUCGGAGCACCAGCCGCCGGCGUGGCCCGCGUACUUUAUGGACCUGCACUGCCUCAUCUUCCUCUUCCCGGUCGGGAUCUUUUUCCUGUUCAAGGAGCUGCGUGACGAGCACGUAUUUGUGAUUAUUUACGCGGUGAUGGCGUCCUACUUCUCGGGCGUCAUGGUGCGUCUCAUGCUCACGCUCACGCCGUGCGUGUGUGUCGCUGCGGCGAUUGCAGGCAGCACCAUCUUCGACACGUACGUCUCCGAGAGCCCGAGCGAGGCGGCGCCUGCGCCGACGCCCUCGAAGAAGAAGAGCAAGAGCAAGAGCCAAGAGGCCGAGAAGGAGGCGACGCCGCCGCCCCGUGUACCGCGGAUCCGCAGCGUCCCUGCGCGGAUCCUCGUCGUGGCCUCGAUGCUGAUCAUGUUUUUGAUGUUUGUGAUGCACUGCACGCACACUACGUCCUCGGCGUACUCGUCGCCGUCGGUCGUGCUCGCGUCGCAGCGCCCGGACGGCUCGAUUUCGCUCAUUGACGACUUCCGCGAGGCCUACUUCUGGCUGCACGAAAACACCAAGCAGGACGCCAAGGUGAUGAGCUGGUGGGACUAUGGCUACCAGAUCGCCGGCUUUGCCGACCGCCCGACGCUGGUCGACAACAACACCUGGAACAACACCCACAUUGCCACGGUCGGCCGCGCGAUGGCGACGACCGAGGAGAAGGCGUACCCGAUCCUGCGCAAGCACGACGUCGACUACAUCCUCAUUGUCUUUGGCGGCCUCAUCGGCUACUCGGGCGAUGAUUUGAACAAGUUCCUGUGGAUGAUCCGCAUCUCGCAGGGCAUCUGGCCGGAAGAGAUCAACGAGGGCAAGUUCUUCACCGCGCGGGGCGAGUACCGCGUGGACGACGAGGCAACGCCGACCAUGCGCGAAAGCCUGAUGUACAAGAUGAGCUACUACCGCUUCAACGAGAUCUUUGGCGGUGGCCCGGGGAUGGACCGCGUGCGUGGCUCGCACGGCCCAUCCACCUCGCCCCAGCUCGAUACGCUCGACGAGGUGUUCACAUCCCAGAACUGGCUCGUGCGUAUAUACCAGGUGAAGAAGGAGGAUGCGCUCGCUCGCGACCUGCCGCGCGCCCGUGCUUUCGAGCAGGGCAAGCGCCAGAAGCAGGCCGAGUUCGAUACAAAGGGCAGCGUGGUGCGCUAG